UAAUAACUUCAAAAAAAAAUAAAACCUUGCUAAAUUAACAACCAGAUGAUAAAACUAAGACUUUGGUUAAAAAUGUCGACUCCAACUUCGAGCCCAUCAGUGAGCGAGACAAACGGGUUGAGGCUUAACUAUUGAUAAAGUAACUGGAAGACUUGUUUUUCAUUUUGUGGAUUAAUUCAUGAUUAUUAUUACUAGUAAGAGCCUGCGACUUGAAAUCUCUGCAACUUGAAACCUUUCAUUCAAAGUGAUUAUUCAGUGAAUGCAGUUUGUUUCACUCUAGUUACUUUUUACUGUAUUUUUUGGUGCAACGGUUAACUUUUGACAAACGCUAUGGAUUAUACUAAAGCACUUUCCAACUCUAAAUUAUUACAAAUUGUUGUGUUUGGACCAAUAAGUUUACUUCUCUUUGUGUUGAUCAGAAAAGUUUACCAAAUUUUAAGCUGGAUUUUACAUUUUCGCUCCUUUCCUCAAAACAGAGGACAUUUUAUUCUUGGUAAUGUUAAACAAUUGGUCCCAUCGUUCCCAUCUUUUGCGUCAAGUGCUACAUCAACCACUAUUUCUGAAUUCAUAUCUGAGUGUAUGAAGGUAGAUAAUGAAGGAGUCUUCGUUUUCUGGUUGGGCUGGUAUCCAAUGGUUGCCAUUACUGACUACAAAGGUGCUGAGGCUGUUCUUAGUAAACCUAAUCAGAAAAAAGGUGAAGAGUACAAGUUUCUUGGUCUUCAAGAUGGCAUCGUGGCUUCCCAUGGUCAAAAAUGGAGAGCAAGACGACGAAUGAUUGAUCCUUUCUUCAAUGCUAAAAGUUUAACUUCUUAUAUUCCAUUAAUGAAUCAAGCCUUUAGUUUGGUAACCAAAGACUUGAAGGAAGAAAAAGUUGAAACAAUUGACAUGGCUCAUAAUAUUCACAUCGGAUCAUUGAAUGUCAUUAUGGAAAGUACAAUGAGUAUUCCUGUUGAUUCAAUGAAAGACUAUAAAAAAGUGAUUCUUAGUGAUCUUGAGUCUGUUGAAAAAAUUGCUUUGACUCGUAUACUCAACCCUAUUUUAUGGUUUGAUAAAAUAUUUUUUCAAACCAAAGGAGGUAAAUUUUUCAAAGAAGCAGUUGACAGAUUUGAUGCUGUUUUGAUUGACAAAAUAACUGAAAGACUCGACUCUCGAAAAUUAAAAGUUGAUGAAAAGGAGCAAAAAAUGAGACAUGAUCUCAUUGAUCUAUUGGCCGUUCAUCACGAUCCCAAUUCAAAUGAUGUUACUCAAUCAAUUGACAUUGAAGGCAUGAAAGCUGAAAUUGUCAAUGUAAUUAUUGCUGGACAUGAUAGUAUCGCUGCUGGGAUAAGAUGGACGCUGUUUCUCUUAGGUAAUCACAUUGAAUGUCAGGAGAUACUUUAUAAUGAAAUUGCAACAAGCUUUGCUGAUGAUCAAUAUCCUACAACCUUAGAUGAAAUCAAUAGAUUAACUUACUUGGAUCAAUGUGUCAAAGAAAGUAUGAGACUUUACCCACCGAUUCCCUUAACAUCAUAUCAACUCGAGUACGACGCUGAGGUUGGUAAAUACGUUGUACCGAAAGGUACAGCAGUUGCUUUUUCAUUCUAUACUAUUCAUCGAGAUGAAAAAAUCUGGGAAAAUCCUAAUCAAUUUGAUCCAGAUCGAUUUAGUCCAGAAAGAUAUUCAAAAAUACCCAGAUAUGGUUACAUACCUUUUGGUCUUGGUAAAAGGAGCUGUGUUGGACAGAAAUUCGCUAUGAUCGAAAUGAAAGUUUUUAUUAUUCAUCUAAUCAAACAUUACAGUUGGAUUUCAACAAAGAACGUUGAUGAAGUUAAAUUUGCCAUGGAUGUCUCAACUAAACCAUUAGAACCCCUCAACAUAAAGCUUACUCCGAGAAAUUAGCUUUCAAUAAAUGUAUAACUCAACCAUUGUUAUAGCAAACCAAAUUAAAAGCUCUAUGGCAUCUAUUUAA
Messenger RNA from Tetranychus urticae (two-spotted spider mite), 1948 nucleotides. Its product is annotated as cytochrome P450 4V2-like. Gene Ontology annotation, molecular function: oxidoreductase activity, acting on paired donors, with incorporation or reduction of molecular oxygen; monooxygenase activity; heme binding. The record is from RefSeq and is a predicted model, not a curated record. NCBI's taxonomy places the organism in Eukaryota, Metazoa, Arthropoda, Arachnida, Trombidiformes, Tetranychidae.